Etheostoma cragini (Arkansas darter) is the source of this 5203-nucleotide messenger RNA. It is a transcript of the gene drp2, whose product is annotated as dystrophin related protein 2. Gene Ontology annotation, molecular function: zinc ion binding; protein binding. Gene Ontology annotation, cellular component: plasma membrane. The transcript is spliced from 25 exons. Gene Ontology annotation, biological process: synaptic signaling. The coding region runs from base 686 to 3322 and encodes 878 amino acids. Lineage: Eukaryota; Metazoa; Chordata; Actinopteri; Perciformes; Percidae. The record is from RefSeq and is a predicted model, not a curated record.
CUGUGACUUCAACUCUUCUCUCCUGCAGCUCCCCAGAGCCACGGAAGUUUCCUGCUCAGUAUUUAAUUGUAUUUGAACUCCGGCGUUGUGAGAUGAUGAAAUGAUGUGUUGAGGUAGUUAAAGCCACCAGAUGAAGCCGUCGCCGUGUGGCAUGGCGCUGCGCUGCUCUGAGUGAACAGAGCCACCUUAAAGGAAGCAGCCCGCUGAUGUCAGAGACACAGACCCGCCGCCGGUUCAGCGCUGCUCCGCCGUUUCAAAUCUCCAUCUGCGCUGCUGCACCUCGUCACUUUCUUCAGCUGAUGUCUCGCCUGCAUCCACGGGAGAAGCUUAUUUCAGCCGCUUCGCAAACACAUUCCACUGAGCUGUGUCAGUUGAUACCUGAGCCAAAUCCUCGCCUCGGGGAGAGAAAGGUUCCACCCGAGGAGGUCUCUGCUGCUGUUAGCCCACAUAAAGGCCUACCGCACCCCUCCUCCCCCAGCGCAGGGCAGCCACAGAAGCGUUGGCUUGAUUCCAGGGAGGUUCCGAUCCUGCAGCCACGUCAAUCACGUCUUCACCGCUGGCUGCGGGGCGGCCCUCGUGGCCGGGAUGCCACUGUGUGCCGUGCCAGUCCACAGUGGACGGUGAGGGACAGGAGGAGGGGACAGAGUGCAGGAGACUGAGAGGAGGCCCGCACCAAACAGGAGAAAUGAACCUCUGCUGGAAUGAGAUCAAACGCAAGUCCCACAACAUCCGGGUGCGGCUUGAGGCCUUCUCCGAUAACAGCGGGAAACUGCAGCUCUCUCUGCAGGAGAUCAUUGAAUGGCUGACAGCCAAGGACGAGGAGCUGUCUGAGCAGCUGCCGAUAGGAGGCGACGUGGGGGCUGUCCAGCACCAGAGGGAGUUCCACCAGGUAUUCAUGGAGGAUGUCAAGUCUCACGGGCCGUUUAUCUACUCAGUCUUGGAGUCUGCCCAAGCCUUUCUGGCUCAGCAUCCCUUCCAGGAGCCAGAGGAGACCCUGACCGAUGGAAAAGAGGUGUCUCCACGCCGGCGAAUCUUAAAUGUGAGCCGCUCAGUGUGGAAGCAGGCGAAUGUGGCCAGUGACCUGUGGGAGAAGCUGACGGCACGCUGUGUGGACCGCCAUAGACAUAUGGAGAGGACUUUAGAGCGUCUACUCCAAAUCCAGGCAGCGAUGGAGGAGCUAACAGUGGCCCUGGAGCAGGCAGAGGGGGUAAGAGAUGCCUGGGAGCCCGUGGGAGACCUCUUCAUCGACUCUCUGCAGGACCACAUAGACGCAACUAAGUUAUUUAAGGAGGAGCUGACCCAAGUAAAGGAGGGCAUGAAACACAUCAAUGAUCUGGCCCACCAGCUUGCUAUCUCCGAUGUCCAUUUGUCGAUGGAGAACGCCCGCACCCUGGAGCAUCUCAACAGCAGAUGGAAAGUGCUUCAGGCUUCCAUAGAGGAACGGCUGAAGCAGCUCCAGGAUGCACAUCGAGACUUUGGCCCCGGAUCACAGCACUUCCUUUCCAGUUCAGUGCAGAUACCGUGGGAGCGUGCCAUCUCCCCCAACAAAGUGCCCUACUACAUCAACCAUCAGGCCCAGACAACGUGCUGGGACCAUCCAAAAAUGACAGAACUCUAUCAAGCACUAGCGGAUCUGAACAACAUCAAGUUCUCAGCAUACAGAACAGCCAUGAAGCUGCGUCGAGUUCAGAAGGCUCUGAGAUUGGAUUUAGUGGCGCUGAGCAGCCUUGGCGAGGUGUUUCGGGAGCAGGAUCUGCAGCAGGGGGAGCAUGUGAUGGACGUGGUGGAGAUGAUCCAUGGCCUGACGGCUCUGUAUGAGAGGCUGGAGGAGGAGAGGUCCGUCCUGGUCAACAUUCCACUUUGCGUUGACAUGUGUCUCAACUGGCUGCUCAACGUCUACGACAGUGCUCGUAACGGCAAAAUGCGAGUUCUCAGCUUCAAGAUGGGAUUGGUGAGCUUGUGCAAUGCAGACGUCCAAGAGAAGUACAAAUAUUUAUUCCGUCAGGUGUCUGGUCCUGGAGGUUUGACAGACCAGCGUCACCUCAGCCUGCUGCUCCAUGAAGCCAUCCAGAUCCCCCGCCAGUUGGGUGAAGUCGCUGCUUUCGGGGGCAGCAAUGUGGAGCCCAGCGUCCGCAGCUGCUUCCGAGUGGCCCCAGGAAAACCUGCAAUUGAGGUGUCUCACUUCCUGGAGUGGAUGAGCCUGGAGCCACAGUCAAUGGUUUGGCUGCCUGUCCUCCACCGUGUGGCAGCUGCAGAGUCAACCAAGCACCAGGCCAAAUGCUACGUGUGCAAACAGUGUCCCAUCAAGGGCUUCAGGUAUCGCAGUCUGAAGCAGUUCAAUGUGGACAUCUGCCAGACAUGUUUUCUAACCGGACGCACUACGAAGGGAAAGAAGCUGCACUACCCCAUCAUGGAGUACUACACACCCACAACCUCGGGAGAGAAGAUGAGGGACUUUGCCAAGACUCUGAAGAAUAAGUUCAGGUCAAAGCAGUAUUUCACCAAGCAUCCACAGAGAGGUUACCUGCCGGUGCAAUCUGUGCUGGAAGCCGAGAGCUCGGAGACGCCGUGCUCUUCGCCCAAGCUGCCUCAUGCAGACACACACAGCCGGAUUGAACAUUAUGCCAGCAGAUUGGCGGAAAUGGAGAGCCAGAAUUGUUCAUUCUUCACGGAUAGCCUGUCUCCUGAUGAAAGUCUGGAUGAAGAUCAGUACCUCCUGCGUCACUCCAGCCCAGCCCUGGACCAUGACUCACCCUGCGGACAGCACAUGUUGCUGGCCCACCUGGAGCACCAGGACAAGGAUCAGCUCCAAUGCACCCUGGCCCGCCUGGAGAAUGAGAACAGGGUGCUACAGAGCGAGUACAGGAGGCUCAAGUGGAAGCACGAGGAGGCGGCAUCAGUUCCCAUGUUGACUGAGGCUGGAGAGUGCGGCCCAGGUUCACCCACGGAGGGAGGGCAGCAGGAUGAGGAGCUCCUGGCUGAGGCACGGGUCCUCCGGCAACACAAGACACGUCUGGAGACCCGUAUGCAGAUCCUGGAGGAUCACAACAAACAGCUGGAGUCCCAGCUUUGUAGGCUCAGGGAGCUACUGCUACAGCCCAAAGAUGACUCGGAGGCCAACGGAUCAGAGCCGUCAACUCUGUCUUCUCCCGUGUCUGGAGGGGGUCACCAUGGAGAACCUGCCAGCAGAGAGACCACUGACACUGAAGCAGCAGGAGAUGAUAUGGAGCACGAACAGGAUACGGUGCUGCAGCUUCAGGAAGUCAUCGAGCAGCUGAGAAACGUCUUCCCUUCAGAACCGGGCACCACCUCACACAUCUAAUCCCAAGUGGGCCUGGAGGAGCAGAGUGAAAACCUAAAAGUAUGCCUGAUGGCAGAGGGAGGAGCUCCACACGUCUGUGGUCAAGCCACAGUACAACAAGCCCUGUGAUCAUUGCAGCAGCUAUGAUAUCCAGAGCUAACCAUUGACUGGAAUCUGUGCACUAAAAGCCUUUUUCAUGCAAACUGAUAAAGGCUCAUGCUAAUGGCCAGGCUGGGCUUCAUAAUUUCAAUGGCGCUGCCUGACACCAUGUUAACGAGCCAAAGGACACUAACGUUAGAAGCAGGUCAGGGAGAGACUGAAGUAAGGGCAAGUGCCCACCACAGGAUUUUGGUCCUGAUGUUCUGCUCACCACCAGUUUUUGGAGCUCCCUGAUAAAAGCCCCAUAUUGUAGGAAAAUCGACACUGGCUUUGCACUUGUGUGCACAUGCUCCAACGUGACGCGUGAACUGCUCAAAAACGUGAAACAAGAGGCUUACUGGUUACCUUGCACAUCAUCCGAAUUCCCACAAGAUCACACGAGAAUUCUUUAAGUAUUGCGUUUUUUUGAACUACCAGCUUUCUAAACAAAUCAGCGUCCUCUGAGGAGCUACUGGCAGCUACAGACGUGGUUUAGGUGUGUGCGACAAUAGCAGACGUUAUAGAAAGAUGAUUCAUCCAAUCACCUGCCAUGUAGUUUUUGAAAGUGUUGUUUUCUAAACAGUUUCCGAUGAUAGCUUCUCAGAUGGUUCUGUGUAAAAAACAUCUGGCGCCUCAGGUUAGCUUGCAGGUGCCUCGCAGACACAUUUUGGAUAUUUAGCAGGCUAAAUAUCUGGAGCUCUCAGGGACUCUGCCAGGGAGCUACAGCCAAUGAGAGUGCAAGACACAAGCAUAGGGGAAGCCAGGUGGAAAGGUUGCCUGUACUUUAUUUACUGUGAGUGUUGAAUUUCCUACAUGGACCAAAGUUGUUGUUGCACAUAGAGAAAGCAGGCUAUAAAUGGUAAAGAUGCGUGGAAGCAGGCUAUUUGUGAACAUGUGUGUCAGCCCCAAUCCCGCCUUUUAAGGCACUCUCUUUCUUUUCCUUCUUUGUUUUAUCACUGCAAAUCAGCCACCAACAACUUGGAGCGCUUCUGGCGGAAAUCCAAAAAUCCUGCCUCACGUGUGGUACAGUAUUACAUUGUGUCGCAUGUUACUUCAAGCAUACUGUAGUUUGAAGAAUAGACUGGGGGAUUCCUCCUGUGUGUGAGCCCCUGUCGCCAGUCAGUCAGGUAGUGUAAAAACUAACAACAAGACAGCAAGCUGUGUAGUGUGAAUAGUACAGCAAACUAGUGACUUUGUCUUGUAGUGGGAACUUAGCUUAAAGGAACAUGCCCAGCCAAGACAUUGUGCUUACCAGUAUCUGGUAUAUGUCCACAGCACAAAUUGGACUGUUCUUAUGGGGAACUUAAAAAAAUGCAAAAAGGAAUAAGGAUAUCACCUUUUUUGUCAGAAUGCCCAUCUCUAUAGUGUUUUUUUCACUCCUUGUGUUAAUCCAUGUGUUAUCAUGGUUGUUACUUUUUGUUCUUUGAAGGGAGGUUGGUGCAUUAGAGCUUUCCAGAGUGAACUAGAUCAGGGCUCGGCUGACUGUAUUUCAUGAGGCUGCAUAGUGCAGGUUGUCAGGGAGUUGACUGCACCCACAACAAGCUUAUUUACUUUAUGAGAAUGACACAUCAUCAGUUAAAUCCAUGAUUUAUUCAAGACAGCCAAAGGGCCCGCUAGCACGGCGCCUCUGUAAGCACACACUGUUUUCCUCUAAUCCUCUCAAAUGGCUUGUCGCUCUCAUUGCUCGUCUCUUCUGUGAGCCCCUUACGCUCAAACAGAACCACUUGCACUUACUGUACACACACACACACACAAACACACAAA